Molecule: messenger RNA, 204 nt
Organism: Lathyrus sativus (Indian pea)
Lineage: Eukaryota; Viridiplantae; Streptophyta; Magnoliopsida; Fabales; Fabaceae
Source: the annotation of a GenBank genome assembly
AUGCUUCAAUUGUUCUUCACGGUGGCUUUCUCUGUUGUUCCUUUGACUCUCUAUAUUCCACCAAUCAGAAGCUUGAAUCUCUUUGUGGAAACCAUGGAAUCUGUCAUGAGAGAAUCAACAUCAUAUAGCAACAGAAUUUAUCCUCGUUUAAGGAUAGCUUGGUCUAGGGUUUUGAAUUGUUUGCUAUGCAACAACACAAGGUAG